Molecule: messenger RNA, 1705 nt
Organism: Astyanax mexicanus (Mexican tetra)
Lineage: Eukaryota; Metazoa; Chordata; Actinopteri; Characiformes; Acestrorhamphidae
Gene: mbpb
Product: myelin basic protein b
Exons: 7
Coding region: 123-491 (122 amino acids)
Biological process (GO): myelination
Cellular component (GO): compact myelin; neuronal cell body; internode region of axon
Molecular function (GO): structural constituent of myelin sheath
Source: RefSeq, a predicted model, not a curated record
CGAGAAGACCAGCUAACCUCCCGCCGCCGCCGCCACCCGCCGAGAGACGCCGCCUCCGAACCCUCUCCAGAACACCUCGCUAACGCGCAGCACCGACGACCCCCCGACCAAAAGCGCCCGACAUGGCAUCAGGAGGCUCCUCGGGUCAGUCCGGCUUCAGGCUGGGCCGCAGCAAGAAAAACCCCGGCGUUCUGGACCAAAUCGGAAAGUUCUUCAGCGGGGACAAGAAAAGGAAGGGCAAGGGCUCAUUCCGUGGUGCUCUGUCUGCCUCCCCCCAGCGUUCCGCACACUCCUCCCCUCGUCGUAAAGGAGAACAAAACGCUGUGGUGCACUUCUUCAGGUCUAUCGUGUCCCCCGCCCCACCCAAGUCUCGGUGGCACUCUCUCACAGCUAAGCUAGGUCUGGGAGAUCAGAAACAGGCUUCCGCUAAGGGCCAGAAAGGACGGCCAGCAGACGGCCAGGGCACCCUGACCAAAAUCUUCAAAAUGUGAUGUGAAUCCUUAUCUACACCAGGAGGAAGUCGGACCGCCUCGCCAGCCAAGCGCUGAUCAUCCACUCGUUAUUUUUUUUUCUUUUUCCCCUCGUUUGAAGAUUUGAAGACCAGGAAGUGACCGGAGAAGCAGAAGAGAAGAUGGACAAGCUUAUUAUUAUUAUCAUUAUUUACACUUACACCUUUUCCUCGCUCGUUGUCCUUCGCUAACGUAAAUGUAAACGUGCUUCUUUGCGAAGCUUCUUUGUGUAAAACUUUCUCUGUGCGCUCAGAACCAGCCAGCAGGUUAAAGACCCCCUCAGUGUCCUCCCCUUUAUCCCCUUUUUUUGUCUGGGUCUACGUCAAUUUCACUGAUUUUACUGAUUUCUGCUUUAAUUCUCUUGGACCUCAGAGGAAGGCAACUUUAAAGGCUCCUCCCAAAGCGUUUGAGGCUUUGGUUAGGUCUGGGAAGCUUGUGUCGUGUGCAGCCAUAUUCGUCUUUGUUUUUUUUUUUUAUCUGUCUGCUUCUCUUUAGCCUAGCUUGGAAGCUUAGCUAACAAGGCUAGCAUGGUCUAUUUAUCCUUGCAGAGCUGUUAUUAUAUACAGAUAUUAUAUGAGCAUUAUGUGAGCAGAGGUGGAGAGAGUAACAAGCUCCAUUUUGGAAGUGUUUUUAAAUGCUAACAACGUCAACAAAUGCAGUAGAUUUAGCUCUAUUAGCAUUUAGCUCAUAAAUAGACUUCCUUUUCUGGGUUUUUUGGAAUUGUUGAUACUUUUGUGUUACUUCAGGCUCUGAACUGCUUUACUGUAGCUUGUAGCAACUUUCAUUCUGAAACCACAUUGUUUAUUUUCACACACAUACAAAAAUAGAGGCUAACACACUUCAGAGGCUAACAAAAACAGGCUAACAGAAGCUAGACUGACUCAGACGCUCCACUGCAGGUCUAGAACAAUGUUUCUUUCUGGCUUUUGUCAUUAUUUCUUUAGAAAAACUCUACUUUAACAAAAAAAAAUGGGUUCAUUGUUACUCUACACACCUCUGAUAUUAAGCUAGUAAGCAUAAUCUUAUUCAGGAGCUCAUCACUGCCCGUGUCUAGCUAUAGCCACUAAUAUAUAUGUUAAUUCCGUCUCUCCCUAGUCUUAUCUAAAAUUGCUCUUCCCAAAUAUUUUAAACGGACUACUGCUGGCUGGGAACUUUACCGCCUAAAAAAAAAAUCCUCCAACUACCCAAAAAAAUAA